ACCGUCGCUCUGACCACUGGCCAAGCACUAAACGCCUGAAAAAGCAUAGAAUCGGAAAAGGCAUCGCUACAACAGGUAAAGAAACGACGAAGAAACGACCAGUUGAGGUCAUUUAUGUCAUUCAUGACAAUUACGUCAUGAAAUGCGUGCUGUGUCAUUGAUGUGAUACCCGUGGGCCAAAACCUUAUUAUGCUUAGCCAUGUGAGCGAUUUUUUUUUUUUUACCAGUGUACAACGCUUGAGGUACGACGCACCAAUUCCAGCGCGGAAGGCGAUCUCACCUGGCAACCUUUCUAACAUGGCUGCGCCCGUACAGAUUUCUGCAGCACAACAUGAUGCGCUCCAGUUUUAAGCUGUGUCGAUCUUUCUCUGCAAAGCAAGCUCCCAAGAAAGCAGAACUUCCGUACAGAAAUAGGUGCAAUGAAUUGCAAAAGCAUUUGCAGGUGCCGUUAUUCGGUGAAAACGAAGCUCCUUUUGUCCCCAGUGUCGCCGAAAUGAAGGCAGCCGAGAACCUUUUCGUCAGCGGACCCAAACAUUCACUUUCUUUCAUAACGUCAGCUGUACGUCCUGAGCAGUACCCGCAACACGAUGUGCCCGAGGCGGCCAUUAUGGGAAUAAGCAACGUGGGGAAGUCGUCACUGCUUAAAGCCAUGUUUUCUCAGGCACCUGAAGUUAACGUCAAGGUCUCUAAAACUCCUGGACACACAAAAACGUUGAAUUUCUUUGCGGUUGGCAAGAAGCUGUGCUUGGUCGACAUGCCUGGCUACGGUUUCAGACAGCCGAAGGACUUUGCCCUCUUUUCAUCACAGUUUCUUUCAGGUCGGAAAAACCUGAAGAGGACAUUUCUUGUAAUGGAUGCUGAACAAGGUUUCCAAGAUUAUGACCAAGAUGCCAUAGAGAUGCUGGAAACACUAAAAUCACCGUAUGCUCUGGUGUUCACCAAAAUUGACAAGGCCAGAAAUUCCACCAUACUCAAGAACCUUAUGUUUGUGAGAGAGCUGCGGGACCAAUACAUGUCGACACUUUGCUUCCCUCAGCCAUUCUUAGUCAGUUCAGUCACCCAUGAAGGGAUUGCCUUUCUGCAAGCAUUUAUAGUACACAUGGCUGGGCUUCUUGAUGUUGAAGAUGCACUGUAUGCACGACCCUCACUGCGCAGCAGGUGACCGUGUCCACCUAUUGUGUAUCUGUAUAGACUGUAUAUAGGCAUGUAUUUUUAUGUUCCUGUCGUGGUAUACGUAACUAUUUAGGAAAAGGUAGUUAGUGCUGAAGCAUCAGCUGACGCUAAGGAAUAAUGGAAGAACUCGCUUGGUUGCAACAUUGCAGUGCAGUCAAGUGUUAGCGACAACUUGGAAAGAUAAUGGUUUUCUAAAUAAGGAACUGAGAAAGCAA
Messenger RNA from Dermacentor andersoni, 1388 nucleotides. RefSeq names its product GTP-binding protein 8-like. Lineage: Eukaryota; Metazoa; Arthropoda; Arachnida; Ixodida; Ixodidae. The record is from RefSeq and is a predicted model, not a curated record. Gene Ontology annotation, cellular component: mitochondrion. Gene Ontology annotation, molecular function: GTP binding.